AUGAUGAACAUGUUGUUCUUGAUCAUAUUUUACUUCUUCUCCAUUCUAUUUCUCACUCUCUUUCUUCUCAUCUCAAUUCUCACACUCACAACAUUCAUAGGACAAUCCAUACGAAACCCUAAAUUUCCACCAGUGAAAGGAACAGUCUUCCACCAAUUAAUCAACUUCAAAACACUCUUCCAUUACUUAACACAAAUAGCACAAACCAAUCCAACUUUUAGGCUUCUUGCUCCAAACAAAUCCAAGAUUUACACAUGCGACACACGAAAUGUCGAACAUAUACUCAAAACAAACUUUCAUAAUUACUCCAAAGGAAAGUUUAACCAUGAUACUAUUUUCGAUCUUUUUGGUGAUGGGAUUUUCGCGGUCGAUGAUGAUAAAUGGAGGCAUCAGAGAAAGCUUGCUAGUGUUGAGUUUUCCACUAGAGUUCUUAGAGAUUUUAGCUGCAAUGUUUUCAGAAGGAAUGCUGCUAAGUUGGUUAGAGUUGUCUUAGGGUUUUCAAAUGCAGCAAUGCUCUUUGAUAUACAAGAUAUAGUAAUGAAAUGUACUUUGGACUCCAUAUUCAAAGUUGGUUUUGGAGUGGAAUUACAAUCUUUGGAGAGAUCAAGCAAAGAGGAAAAUAUCUUCAUGAAGGCCUUUAAUGAUUCAAAUGCAUUUGUAUUCCGACGCUAUUUGGACCCUUUAUGGAAGUUGAAAAGGUUUCUUAAUAUUGGAUCAGAAGCUUCCCUUAAGAAGAAUAUCAAAAUAAUUGAUGAUUUUGUGCAUAGCAUAAUUAAGACCAAAAGGAAACUUUUAUCAGUGCAAAAUGAUUUUAGUGAUAAAGAAGAUAUACUUUCAAGGUUUUUGGUGGAAAGUAGAAAGGAUCCUUCAAAUAUGACAGAUCAAUAUUUGAGAGAUAUAAUUCUAAACUUCAUGAUUGCUGGAAAAGACACAAGUGCCAACACUUUGUCAUGGUUCUUCUACAUGUUAUGCAAGAACCCUAUUAUACAAGAAAAAGUUGCACAAGAAGUUAUAAAUGUUACUUGUACUCAAGAAACUCAACUCAAUUUAGAUGAGUUUGUGAACAAUAUCACAGAUGAUAAUCUUGACAAAAUGCAUUAUCUUCAUGCUGCAUUAACAGAAACAUUGAGACUAUAUCCUGCUGUUCCAAUGACUGGUAGGACAGCAGAAGAAAAUGACAUGCUUCCUGAUGGGUACAUAGUGAAUAAGGGAGAAACAGUGUAUUACCUGUCCUAUGCUAUGGGAAGAAUGCCUUACAUUUGGGGGGAUGAUGCUGAAGAAUUCCUACCUGAAAGAUGGCUUAAGGAUGGAAUUUUUCAACCUCAAUCUUCAUUCAAAUUCAUUUCUUUCCAUGCUGGUCCUCGUAUAUGCUUAGGGAAGGAUUUUGCUUAUAGACAGAUGAAAAUAGUAGCAAUGGCACUUUUUAGAUUCUUUCGGUUUAAAUUGGCAAAUGAAACAAAUGAUGUGACUUAUAGAACCAUGUUCACACUUCACAUUGAUAGAGGCCUCCCUCUUUAUGCAGUUCCAAGGUGUGAUGUAUUUGAAUAA
This is a messenger RNA of Lathyrus sativus (Indian pea), 1548 nucleotides long. Lineage: Eukaryota; Viridiplantae; Streptophyta; Magnoliopsida; Fabales; Fabaceae. The record is from the annotation of a GenBank genome assembly.